CGCGGGCGGCGCACGCGCAGACUCGGCACGCCUGCGCCUCAAGGCCGGUCUCUAGCCCACGGGCGCUCGGGAUGUUUGUCGUUACCAUGGAGCUGCUGGGGCACUCAGAACGCCGCUGGUCCCCCAGGCAACCCGGGAGGACCAAACCGCACCGAGGUGGCCGCGGCGAGAGCGGCUGCCAUGGUGUCCAACCCAGUGCAUGGCCUGCCCUUUCUCCCGGGCACGUCCUUUAAGGACUACACGAAAACAGCAUUUCAUAGAAGCCAGACGCUGGGCUAUAGGAACGGCUAUGCAGUUGUUCGACGUCCAACAGUUGGGAUCGGUGGGGACCGGCUCCAGGUCAACCAGCUGUCCCAGGCUGAGCUGGACGAGCUGGCCAACAAGUUUCCAGUCCUCAUGUAUGGCCAGCCCAAGCAGGCCCCACCUGCAGAGUUUGUUCCUGCGCAUGUGGCUUUCGACAAAAAGGUGCUGAAAUUUGAUGCCUAUUUCCAAGAAGAUGUUCCUAUGUCAACUGAGGAACAUUACAGGAUCCGCCAAGUGAACAUCUACUACUAUCUGGAAGACGACAGCAUGUCUGUCAUGGAGCCCGUCGUGGAAAACUCUGGGAUCCCUCAGGGCAAGUUAAUCAAACGCCAGCGCCUAACCAAGAAUGACCGGGGAGACCGUUACCACUGGAAAGACCUAAACCGAGGAAUAAACAUCACCAUUUAUGGCAGAACUUUCCGCAUUGUUGACUGUGACAAGUUCACACAGGUAUUUUUGGAAAGUCAAGGAAUUGAACUAAAUCCACCAGAGAAGAUGGCUCUUGAUCCUUACACUGAACUCCGGAAACAGCCUCUUCGUAAGUAUGUGACCCCAACAGAUUUUGAUCAACUCAAGCAGUUUCUCACCUUUGACAAACAAGUUCUUCGAUUCUAUGCAGUCUGGGAUGACACAGACAGCAUGUUUGGCGAAUGUCGGACCUACGUCAUUCAUUACUAUCUUAUGGAUGAUACGGUGGAAAUUCGAGAGGUCCAUGAACGGAAUGAUGGGCGAGAUCCCUUCCCCCUCCUGAUGAACCGCCAGCGCGUGCCCAAGGUUUUGGUGGAGAAUGCAAAGAACUUCCCUAAGUGUGUGCUGGAAAUCUCAGACAAGGAGGUGUUGGAAUGGUAUACUGCCAAAGACUUCAUCGUCGGGAAGCCACUCACUCUACUUGGGAGAACUUUCUUCAUUUAUGAUUGUGAUCCAUUUACUCGGCAGUAUUACAAAGAAAAAUUUGGAAUCUCUGAUUUACCACGCAUUGAUGUGAGCAAGAAGGAACCACCUCCUGUGAAACAGGAAUUACCUCCUUAUAAUGGUUAUGGACUAGUUGAAGACUCUGCUCAGAAUUGCUUUGCUCUCAUUCCAAAAGCUCCCAAAAAAGAUGUUAUUAAAAUGCUGAUGAAUGAUAACAAGGUGCUUCGUUACUUGGCUGCACUGGAAUCCCCCAUCCCAGAAGACAAAGACCGCCGAUUUGUCUUCUCUUAUUUUCUAGCCACUGACAUGAUCAGUAUCUUUGAGCCUCCUAUUCGCAAUUCUGGUAUCAUUGGGGGCAAGUAUCUUGGCAGAACUAAAGUUGUCAAACCAGGCUCCUUGGUGGAAAACCCCGUCUACUAUGGCCCCAGUGACUUCUUCAUUGGUGCUGUGAUUGAGGUAUUUGGCCACCGGUUCGUCAUCCUUGAUACAGACGACUAUGUUUUGAAAUACAUGGAGAGCAAUGCUGCCCAGUAUUCACCAGAAGCACUCCUGUCAAUUCAGAACCGUGUUCAAAAGCGAGAAGCUCCUGCACCAGAAUUGGACAAGGACACAGUGAGAAAGCGCUGGCCGUGAACCAGGAAGAGAGCCCUCACUAUCCACCCCAUGGAAUCUGUGGCACCAUGAGAUCUUGGACUUCUAGCCUCCAGAACUGUGACCAAUACAUUUCUGUUGUUUAUAAGCUACCCAGUCUCUAGUAUUUUGUUAGAGCAGCCCAAAUGGACAAAGACAGUUUGCAAACAUUUUCUCCCAUUCUGUUGAUUAUUUUGUUUUGUUGAUUAUUUCCUUUUCCGUGCAGAAGCUUUUUAGUUUGAUAUAGUCCCACUUGCUUAUUUUUGUUUUUUUUUUUUGUUGUCUGUGCUUUUUGUUGUCCAAAAAAAUCAUUGCCAAGAACAGUGUCAAGGACCUUUUUCCCUAUGUUUUCUUGAGUUUUACAGUUUCAGGUCUUAUGUUUAGGUCCUCAGUGCAUUUUGAGUUAAUUUUUUUUGAGUUAUAUAAAGUAGGGAUCCAGUUUCAUUCUUUUGCAUGUGGAUAUCCAGUUUGCCCAGGACCAUUUAUGGAAGACUAUCCUUUCUUCAUUGUAUAUUCUUGGCACCCUUGUUAAAGAUUAGUAGACUGUAUAUGCGUGGGCUUAUUUCUGGGCUCUCUGUUCUAUUCCAUUGGUCUGUGUCUGUUUUUAUGCCAGUUCCAUACUGAUUUGAUUACUAUAGCUUUGUAGUAAGUACAGUUGGAAAUCAGGAAGUGUGAUGCCUCCAGAUGUGUUCUUCUUUCUCAAUAUUGAUUUGGCUAUUUGGGUUUUUGUUUUUUUUGUGGUUGGUUUUUUGUUUUGUUUUGUUUUUUUGUUUUUGUAAUUCCAUACAAAUUUUAGGAUUUUUUUUGUCUGUUUCUGUGGAAAAUGCCAUUGGAAUUUUGGUGGGGAUUGCAUUGAAUCUGUAGAUGGCUUUGGGGUGGUAUGAACAUUUUAACAAUGUUAAUUCUUCCAACUCAAGAACACAAAAUAUCUUUCCUUUUGUCUUCUUCAGUUUCUUUCAUCAAUGUCUUACAUUUUUCAGUGUGCAGGCCUUUCACCUCCGUGGUUAAAUUUAGUCCUAAGUAAUUUUUUAUAUGCUAUUAUAAAUGAGAUUAUUUUCUUAAUUUUUCUUUUGAUAGUUCAUUGUUAGUAUUUAGAAAAGCAACAAAUUUUUGUAUGUUGACUUUGUAUACUGAAUUUGUUGAUUAGUUUAACAGUUUUUUUUGUAGCGUCUGUAGCAUUUUCUAAAGACUAAUAUAUGAUAUUAAGAUCAUGUCAUCUGCAAACAGAAACAGUUUUACUUCUUCCUUUCCUAUUUGGAUACCUUUCUUUUUUUCUUGCCUAAUUUCUCUGGCUAGGUCUGUGUGGAAUAGAAGUGGCAAGAGUAUGCAUCUUUGCUUCAUUCCUGAUCUUACAGAGUGGGCAUCACUGUCGUGUUCACUACUGGAUAUGAUAUGGGCUGAGGGCUUGUCAAUGUGUGGCCUUUAUAAUGUUGAGGUACAUUCCUUCUGUGCCUAAUUUGUUAAGAGUUUUUAUCAUGAAAGGAUGUUGAAUUUUGUCAAAUGCUUUUUCUGUAUCUAUUGAGAUGAUCAUAUGAUUUUUAAUCAUUCUGUUAAUGUGGUAUAUUGAUUUGUGUACGUUGAACCAUCCUUGCAUAGUAGGAUAAAUCCCACUUGAUCAUGAUGUACAAUCCUUUUAAUGUGCUGUUGAAUUCAGUUUGCUAGUAUUGUGUUGAGGACUUUUGCAUUUGUGUUCACCAAGGAUAUUGGCCUGUGAUUUUCUUUUCUUGUAAGAGUCCUUGUUUGGCGUUGAUGUCAAAGUAAUGCUGGCCUUGUAGUAUGAAUUUGGGAGUGUUUCCUCCUCUUCAGUCUUUUGGAGGAGUUUGAGAAGGGCUGGUAUUAAUUCUUCUUUAGAUGUUUGGUACAAUUCACCAUGAAACCAUCUGGUCCUGGGCUUUCCUUUGUUAGGAGGUUUUUGAUUACUGAUUAAAUCUCUUUACUUGUUACUGCUCUGUUCAUAUUUUCUAUUUCUUCAUGAUUCAGGCUUGGUAUGUUUUAUGUUUCCAGGAAUUUAUCCAUUUCUUCCAGGUUAUCAAUCUGUAAUUAUCCAUAGUAGUCUCUUCUGAUCCUUUGUAUUUCUGUGGUAUUAGUUGUAAUGUCUCCUCUCAUUUCUGAUUUUCAGUGUUUUUUUUUUUUAAAUUGAUAAAGCUAAAAAAGUUUGUCACUUUUAUCUUUUUUUAAGAAAACAGCUCUUAGUUACAUUGAUCUUUUCUUUUUUCUAGUCUCCUUUAUUUCUGCUCUGAUCUUUAUGAUUUCCUUUCUUCUGCUAACUUCAGGCUUAGUUUUUUCUUUUUCUAGUUCCUUGAGGUAUAAACUUAGGUUGUUUAUUUGCCUGCACUGAGCGGCUUGUGGGAUCUUUGUUCCCCAACCAGGGACUGAACCUGGGCCACAGCAGUGAAAGCACGAAUCCUAACCACUGGACCGCCAGGGAAGCCCCUCUUUUUUUUUAAUGUAGACAUUUAUUGCUGUAAACUUCCCUCUUAGAACUGCUUUUGCUGCAUCCCAUAAAUUUUGGUGUGUAGCACAGGGGACCCUUGACCAACAGUGCAGAUUGAACUGCACAGGUCCACUUAGAUGCAGAUUUUCCAGUAAAUAUGUAUUACACUACUACACGAUCCUCGAUGGGUUGAAUCUGUGGAUACAGAAGAACCACAUAUUUGGAGGGCUGACUGUAAGUUAUACACAAUUUUUGACUGUGCGGAACAAACCCUGCUUUGUUCAAGGGUCAACUGUAUUUCCAUUUUUGUUUGUUUCUAGAUAUUUUAUUUCCCUUUUGCUCUUCUUUGAUUUCUUCAACAUACUACUUUUAAAGAGUCUGUUUCUAAAGCAUAUUUUUAUUGUUUUUAGUAAUAUUUAUAGCCACACCGUGCGGCUCGUGGGAUCUCAGUUCCCUGACCAGGGAUCAAACCCGGGCUCUCGGCAAUGAGAGCACAGAGUCCUAACCACUGGACUGCCAGGGAAUUCCCAGAUAUAUAGUUUUAGAUGAUGUAACAUAGAUGAUGACACUCACGUGACUCCCACAAACACCUGGCCAGGGGGUGGUUGUGGGGGUAGGUUUGGCUCUUUGCAGGGAUUGAGUAGAUGGCAGCAAGGGAGGCUGAGCCCAGUCAGGGUUCCUGCCGUGAGCUCAGCCGCCCACCAGUCCCCGCAGGCCAGCGUCCAGUUAUUGGUCAGCUCCACGUCAAAGCUGUUUG
Molecule: messenger RNA, 5036 nt
Organism: Hippopotamus amphibius kiboko
Lineage: Eukaryota; Metazoa; Chordata; Mammalia; Artiodactyla; Hippopotamidae
Gene: EFHC1
Product: EF-hand domain containing 1
Exons: 10
Coding region: 181-1848 (555 amino acids)
Biological process (GO): mitotic cytokinesis; cilium-dependent cell motility; mitotic spindle organization
Cellular component (GO): axoneme; mitotic spindle
Molecular function (GO): calcium ion binding; alpha-tubulin binding
Source: RefSeq, a predicted model, not a curated record